AUGGCUGAUAGAUAUUCUUUUUCAUUAACUACAUUUUCCCCUAGUGGUAAAUUAGGUCAGAUUGAUUAUGCAUUGACUGCUGUAAAACAAGGUGUUACUUCUUUAGGUAUUAAAGCCACUAAUGGGGUUAUUAUAGCCACCGAGAAGAAAACCUCUUCUUCCUUAGCAUUGACAGAAGAUAUCUCCAAGAUUUCCGCUUUGACUCCAGAUAUUGGUGCUGUUUACUCUGGAAUGGGCCCAGAUUUUAGAGUUUUAGUAGAUAAAUCAAGAAAAGUAGCCCAUACAAACUAUAAAAGAAUUUAUGGUGAAUAUCCUUCAACGAAAUUGUUAGUGUCUGAAAUCGCUAAGGUUAUGCAAGAAGCAACUCAGUCAGGUGGUGUUAGACCAUUCGGUGUUUCUUUGUUGGUAGCUGGCCAUGACGAACAUAAUGGGUUCUCUUUAUAUCAAGUAGAUCCUUCAGGUUCAUAUUUCCCAUGGAAAGCUACUUCCAUAGGGAAAGGUUCAACCGCUGCAAAAACAUUCUUAGAAAAAAGAUGGAAUAAUGAAUUAGAAUUAGAAGAUGCAAUCCAUAUUGCGCUUUUAACGUUGAAAGAAUCUGUAGAAGGUGAAUUCAAUGGUGAUACAAUUGAAAUUGCAGUAGUCGGCGACGAAAAUAAUGAUUUAUUGGGAUACAAAGGUGUCGAAGGUGAAGUAGGUCCUAGAUUUAGAAAACUGUCUCCACAGGAAAUUAAUGAUCGAUUGGCUGCUUUAUAA
Messenger RNA from Tetrapisispora phaffii CBS 4417, 753 nucleotides. It is a transcript of the gene PRE8, whose product is annotated as proteasome core particle subunit alpha 2. Bases 1 to 753 code for a protein of 250 amino acids. The transcript has a single exon. Gene Ontology annotation, cellular component: proteasome core complex, alpha-subunit complex; proteasome core complex. Lineage: Eukaryota; Fungi; Ascomycota; Saccharomycetes; Saccharomycetales; Saccharomycetaceae. The record is from RefSeq and is a predicted model, not a curated record. Gene Ontology annotation, biological process: ubiquitin-dependent protein catabolic process.